Messenger RNA from Melospiza georgiana, 2062 nucleotides. RefSeq names its product transducer of ERBB2, 1 (gene TOB1). Gene Ontology annotation, biological process: regulation of gene expression. The transcript has 2 exons. Bases 274 to 1239 code for a protein of 321 amino acids. Lineage: Eukaryota; Metazoa; Chordata; Aves; Passeriformes; Passerellidae. The record is from RefSeq and is a predicted model, not a curated record. Gene Ontology annotation, cellular component: nucleus; cytoplasm. Gene Ontology annotation, molecular function: transcription corepressor activity.
UUUUUUUUUCUUCUCUAUCCUCUCCCCUCCCAUCCUCGCCGAGGGAGCCGGCGCUCGGAGAUGGGGCUCGGUUGCUGAGCCGCCAGCCCCCGCCCUCACACCCCCGCCGGAACUGUUUGCACUAACCCCGCGCCCCUGGGAACAAGAGCACUCAAGGUGAAGGACAAUAAUCAACUUGAAUCAGCAUUUUCAAUGAAAUUUUGUUUCCCUGUGGCAUCUUGAACACUUUCUUCUUUGGGUUUAUAAACAUUAUAACUCUGUGGCACAGCAGCUAUGCAGCUUGAAAUCCAAGUAGCACUCAAUUUUAUUAUUUCAUAUCUGUACAAUAAGCUUCCCAGACGACGUGUCAACAUUUUUGGUGAAGAGCUUGAAAGACUUCUGAAAAAGAAGUAUGAAGGGCACUGGUAUCCAGAAAAGCCAUACAAAGGAUCAGGGUUUAGAUGUAUUCAUAUAGGGGAGAAAGUGGACCCAGUCAUAGAACAAGCAUCCAAAGAGAGUGGUUUGGACAUUGAUGAUGUUCGCAGCAACUUGCCUCAGGAUCUUAGUGUUUGGAUUGACCCAUUUGAGGUUUCAUACCAAAUCGGUGAAAAGGGACCAGUGAAAGUGCUUUAUGUGGAUGAUAAUGAGAAUGGAUGUGAGUUGGAUAAGGAAAUCAAGAACAGCUUUAACCCCGAGGCCCAGGUGUUCAUGCCUAUUAGUGACCCAGCAUCUUCAGUGUCCAGUUCUCCUUCUCCUCCCUUUGGUCACUCAGCUGCUGUGAGCCCCACCUUCAUGCCCCGCUCCACUCAGCCUUUAACCUUCACCACUGCCACAUUUGCUGCCACCAAGUUUGGCUCAACCAAAAUGAAGAACAGCGGCCGUGGCAACAAGGUCGCCCGCACCUCUCCCACCAACCUUGGCUUGAAUGUCAAUGACCUGUUGAAGCAGAAAUCCCUCUCCUCCUCCAUGCACUCUCUGUAUGGGCUCGGCCUAGGCAGUCAGCAACAGCAGCAGCAGAAGAGUUCUGCUCUCUCUCCUAACGCAAAGGAGUUUGUUGUCCCCAGCGUGCAGGGUCAAGGCAGUAGCAUCUUUCCUGGUGACAGCCCGCUGAACCUCAGUCCUCUCCAGUACAGUAAUGCCUUUGAUAUGUUUGCAGCCUAUGGAGGUUUGAAUGAGAAGUCUUUUGUGGAUGGCUUGAAUUUUAGUUUAAACAACAUGCAGUAUUCUAACCAGCAAUUCCAGCCAGUUAUGGCUAACUGAAAAUAAACAGAAAGAGAAAUCCAAGAAAAUACUAUUGUACAAGUUGAAGUGCACGUACCCAAGGGUGUAUCUUUUUUCCCACCUCUUGAGAUUUUUUUUAAGGCUUGUAGUAUGAAUACAUUCAGGCUUGGUUAGAUAAAUACAACAUGCAUCAUUUUUUCAUUUGCCAACCAAGCACAAAAUUAUUUUAUACUGACUGUACAUUACAAAAAUAUACUCUCAAAAAUAUGGCCUCUUACAGUAUUUAAGAUAUAGCAAGGAAGUGGCUAAUUUUUUCAUGUGUAUAUAUAUAUGUGUGCUCAGACAUAUAUGUAUAUGUAUUAAAAAAUUGGCACUAAUAGGUGGGUUUAUUGGUCUUUUUCUAAUUGUAUAAUUUAAUUUAGUACAAAGUUUGUAAAAUAUCAGAGUAUAUAUAUUGUUUCUACAACAUGGUAUUGCAUUUAUAUCUUUUUACUACAGUGAUCUGUGACAGCUGCAGCAGCUUCAUGUUGUAUUUUUUUUACUGAAAUUGUAAAAUAUCCAUCUUAAAGACAUCAAUUCUAAAAAAAGUAAAAAGGUUGUGUACAGAAUAUUCCUUAGUGGUGGAAUUAAAAUGUACGAAAUAUUUGCUUUUUUCAAAAGAAACACAAAUUGUAUUUUCUGUUAAAAGUUUAAAGAUUUUUGCUAUAUAUUAUGGAAGAAAAUGUAAUCGUAAAUAUUAAUUUUGUACCUACAUUGUGCAAUACUUGAAAAAAGGUAUAAAAGUAUUUUGAGUCAGUGUCUUACAUGUUAAGAGGGACUGAAAUAGUUUAUAUUAAGUUUGUAUUAAAAUUCUUUAAAAUUA